Molecule: messenger RNA, 522 nt
Organism: Naegleria lovaniensis
Lineage: Eukaryota; Heterolobosea; Eutetramitea; Acrasida; Naegleriidae
Exons: 1
Coding region: 1-522 (173 amino acids)
Biological process (GO): protein phosphorylation; signal transduction
Cellular component (GO): cytoplasm
Molecular function (GO): ATP binding; protein kinase activity
Source: RefSeq, a predicted model, not a curated record
AUGGAAAUUCAUGAAAACAGCAAAUAUGCUCAUUUAGAUGUCAAGUCUUUGAAUUUUUUAAUUGACAAACAUCUGAAUGUUAGAAUUGCUGAUUUUUGUGACUCGAAAAUUGUGGACAUUCAACAACAAGAUCAUUUGACACCGUUUCAACCUCACGGAACCAUUUAUUGGAUGGCCCCAGAAGUUAUGAAACAAAGCAAGUUUUGUCAAAAAUCCGACGUGUUUUCGUUAUCCAUUGUGUUUUGUGAGAUUUUAACUCUUUCAAAACCAUAUCCUGGAAUGAACGUGUUAGAUGUGAAAGAAAAAAUUGAAAGACAUGCCUCGCCACCGUUCAGAAUGAAUCUUUUAGAAAUGUUGAAAUCAUCUCUCAUAGUUAUAGAUGAAAAUGUUAGAGAUUUUAUUCAAAUUAUUGAAGAUAUGUGGAAAGAAGAUGUUUCCGAGAGACUCUCAUCAAAACAAGUUGUCGGAAGAAUGAAGAUUUUACUUGAGAAGAUGUCCCUAAAUAGCGAGACACUCACCUAG